AUGUUAAAUUCUAACAAGACCACUGUCGCAUUAGGGGGAAAAUCUGAAUGUGCCAAUAAGAACAACUCCCAGUGUUAUUUUCCUGAUGAUACAGAUAGCAUGAGAAAUAAGUGUAACGGACAGAAUGGCAGAAACUUCAUGCCACCUCGCUUUAUGAAUGCCCUUUUACUAGUUAUAUUAUGUGUUGUACUAAAGAAUGAGUAUACAUAUGAAAAUGAAGCUGAAUUAAGGACUAAUGCAUCAAGGCAGUUGUGUGAAAUGAAUGGUUAUUCAAAGGGACCUAGGAAUAAUAUAUGCACAAGAAAUGACGGAUAUGAUUUUCCAGGGGAACAUUUUAACAACAUGCAUGAGGUUGGAAUGGCACCUCAUGGCUGGGAUCCUAGAAUUCAAAUGUCACCUCAUGAGGAAUGGAAUGGAGAGAGAGGACCACAUGACCCAAGAAAUAGAGACAUGAAUAUGGGUAUGCGGAGAGAUAUGGAAAGAGGUAACAGAAGAAGAUAUAGAAACAGAGAUGAUUCAGAUGACGAAAUUGAAAGAGGUAACAGAAGAAGAUACAGAAACAGAGAUGAUUCAGAUGACGAAAUGGAAAGAGGUAAUAGAAGGAGAAGAGUUAGGGGUAGACACAUGGAUAGAGAAGACGGUGGUUACAUGUACGAAAAUGGAAGAGGAAUAGGCCGAGGGAGAGACAGAGAUGAAAUGAGUCGAGAAGGAGACAGAGACAGAAUGAGCCGAGAAGGAGACAGAGACAGAAUGAGCCGAGAAGGAGACAGAGACAGAAUGAGCCGAGAAGGAGACAGAGACAGAAUGAGCCGAGAAGGAGACAGAGACGAAAUGGAAAGAAGAAGAGAUAGAGACGAAAUGGGCAGAAGAAGAGAUAGAGACGAAAUGGGCAGAAGAAGGGAUAGAGACGAAAUGGGAAGAAGAAGAGAUAGAGACGAAAUGGGCAGAAGAAGAGAUAGAGACGAAAUGGGCAGAGGAAGAGGAAGAGAAAGGGGAAAAGAAAAAAUGGACGACGAAAAUGUGGAACAACAAGAAAUGCCUGUUAAACUGGGUUGGGAAGUAGGUAGAAUAUUGCCUAGAGGAGAUAUGAAUAUAGGAAUGGACAGAAAUAAAAGAAAAGGAAAAGGCAGGGAUACGGACGAAGAGGAAGACAAAAAUAAAAAAAGAGGAAAAGGAAGAGAUACGGACGAAGAGGAAGACAGAAAUAAAAGAAAAGGAAAAGGCAGGGAUACGGACGAAGAGGAAGACAGAAAUAAGAGAAAAGGAAAAGGCAAAGAUACGGACGAAGAGGAAGACAGAAAUAAGAGAAAAGGAAAAGGAAAAGAUACGGAUGAAGAGGAAGACAGAAAUAAAAGAAGAGGAAAAGGAAAAGAUAUGAACGAAGAGGAAGACAAAAAUAAAAGAAAAGAAAAAGGAAAAGAUAUGGAUAUGGAAAAUGGCAUGAAUAAAAAGCCAAAUGCAAACAAAAAUAUGCCACCUGUUUCUGAUAUAAAAGCUCUAGAAACAAGUAACACUGUAGAUGUUAAUUUCCAUGUUACCGAAUCCGACAUUGCUCAAAUGAUUGAUAAAUUAGAAGAUUACGUAAAGGUAGAUGACAUGUUUUUACUAUUUAACCUUGUGAACAAUAACGAAAAAAAUAAAUAUAUUAAAAUGCAACUAGGAGUUAUUAAACUAUGUGAAGUUUUAGCCCAAUAUUACAAAACCCCACAGCACUAUAAAACUAGACAGUGGGCCAAAUCUUACCAAGGAAUGACAGAACAAUUAUUGCAUAACGAAAGAAAGUCCUACAACAAGUUGUGCACAUUCCUUCAAAAUGGAAACAGUUCGCACGUAGCUUUUGUUGAAUUCUUAAAUGAAUUAGUCGGAAUAUGGACUAGUUUUACCAAAGAAAUGGAGAAAUAUUGGAAAAAUUAUUUAAGCAGCAAAUUAAAGUUGUACUGGGAAACUAAUAAUGCAGAUAUGUAA
This is a messenger RNA of Plasmodium coatneyi, 1965 nucleotides long. RefSeq lists its product as uncharacterized. Bases 1 to 1965 code for a protein of 654 amino acids. NCBI's taxonomy places the organism in Eukaryota, Apicomplexa, Aconoidasida, Haemosporida, Plasmodiidae. The record is from RefSeq and is a predicted model, not a curated record. The transcript is spliced from 2 exons.